Hippocampus comes (tiger tail seahorse) is the source of this 686-nucleotide messenger RNA. Its product is annotated as fatty acid-binding protein, brain-like. The record is from RefSeq and is a predicted model, not a curated record. Bases 95 to 493 code for a protein of 132 amino acids. Lineage: Eukaryota; Metazoa; Chordata; Actinopteri; Syngnathiformes; Syngnathidae. The transcript is spliced from 4 exons. Gene Ontology annotation, molecular function: lipid binding.
CAAUCUGCACCGGCACGGACAACACAGAAGCCAGAGAUUUAAGUGGUGUGACCCGUUCAUGCGUCGUCUCCAUUUUGACUGAAAAGCUGCAAAAAUGGUAGAUGCUUUCUGCGCGAAGUGGAAACUGGUGCACAGCGAGAAAUUUGAGGAUUACAUGAAGGCGCUCGGAGUGGAUGCUAUCACAAGAAAAGUGGGCAUUGCGACCAAACCCACAGUGGUGAUCAGCAAGGAUGGGGACAAAGUGGUGGUGGAGACUCUGAGCACCUUCCGCAACACCAAACUCAGUGCCAAACUGGGAGAGGAGUUUGAUGAAACGACGCCGGACGACCGAAAAGUCAAAUCCACCUUCACCGUGGAAAACGGCAAAUUUGUGCAAGUGCAAAAAUGGGACGGCAAAGAGACCACGUUUGUCCGAGAGAUCAAGGAUGGGAAGAUGGUGAUGACUUUGACGUUUGACGGCGUCGAGGCCGUGCGCACGUAUGAGAAAGCCUAAUUUUUACGACCGUUGGUUCGCAAGGAACGCUUUGCUGUUUUUAUGUGAUUGUUUGCACUUCCAAUCGUGUUUUAACCUGUUAGACGGCAGCGUGAAACAUUUGGAGUCAUUGGGGUUUUAAAAAUUGAAAGAAAAAUGUUGAAGAGCAUUUAACCUGCAAAUGUUUCAAUAAAGCAAAAUGUUGAUUGUUGAA